UGUUUUGAUUUAAAUUCUACUUUUUUCUCUUUUGCUUAGAUUAAUCUCUCAUAGAAGGGUUUAUGUGUAUCUGUUGGGCUCUUAAGGGGUUCCUUCUUUCAUUUUCGUCAUCUUAACUUCAGCUCAUAGUAAAAUUCUGUCAAGAUGCUCUUCUGUCUAAUGAGUUAGGAAAGAAAGAGGUGAAAAAGAAGUUCCAAGUAGUGUUAGAGCAUCAGAAGUUGAAGUUUUGAGGAUGUCUGCUACUCUGUUAUGGGUUGUCACAACCAACACAGACUUCUCUAACUGCAUUGGGUUUGUGGGGUCAAUAAGAGAGGGAGGCCGGUUUCAUGAUUCAAGGUCCAUAACUAGAGCUCUGGGGUUAAGGGCUGGUGGGAGACUAAAAGGCAAGAAAUCAAAAUGGAAUUCUUGCUCUCUCAAUUCAGAUUUUAAGUAUUCUUGUCUGGGUGGGUCAGAGAGCACUGGGAACUUCCCUGUUCUCUCUAGCUUGAUUGCAAACCCUGCUGGAGAAAUUGCAGUCUCUUCAGAGCAAAAGGUUUAUGAUGUGGUACUUAAGCAGGCAGCUUUGGUUAACGAGCAGUUGCGGUCUAAACAGGCCCUCGAUGUGAAACCAGACAUGGUUGUUCCGGGGACUCUGAGCUUGUUGAAUGAAGCUUAUGAUCGAUGUGGUGAAGUUUGUGCCGAGUAUGCCAAGACAUUUUACUUGGGGACUCUGCUUAUGACACCUGAGAGGCGAAAAGCUAUCUGGGCUAUCUAUGUGUGGUGCAGGAGGACAGAUGAACUUGUUGAUGGGCCCAAUGCUUCGCAUAUAACACCUACUGCUUUGGACAGGUGGGAAUCAAGAUUGGAGGAUCUUUUUGCUGGUCGUCCAUUUGAUAUGAUGGAUGCAGCUUUGUCGGAUACAGUUGCAAAAUUUCCUGUUGACAUUCAGCCAUUCAAAGACAUGAUUGAAGGAAUGAGGAUGGACCUCAAGAAGUCCAGAUACGAGAACUUUGAUGAACUCUAUCUCUACUGUUACUAUGUAGCUGGGACUGUUGGAUUAAUGAGUGUCCCAGUUAUGGGCAUUGCUCCUGAGUCACAGGCAACAACAGAGAGCGUGUACAAUGCUGCCUUGGCAUUAGGAAUUGCAAAUCAGCUAACCAACAUACUCAGGGAUGUUGGAGAAGAUUCAAGAAGAGGGAGAAUUUAUCUACCACAAGAUGAGCUAGCACAGGCAGGGCUUUCGGAAGAGGACAUAUUUGCAGGGAGGGUAACAGACAAAUGGAGGAAUUUCAUGAAGAAACAAAUCAAGAGGGCAAGGAUGUUCUUUGAUGAAGCAGAGAAGGGAGUUACAGAGCUCAGUUCUGCAAGUAGAUGGCCGGUGUGGGCUUCUUUGCUGUUGUACUGUAAAAUACUGGAUGAAAUUGAAGCUAAUGACUAUGAUAACUUCACCAAGAGGGCGUUUGUUAGCAAAGCUAAGAAGAUCUUGGCUUUGCCUGCGGCAUAUACCAGAUCGCUUGCUCGCCCGUCGAAAGCUCCAUCGGAGCUGGUAAAAGCCUGAUUACAACUGCA
Messenger RNA from Telopea speciosissima, 1548 nucleotides. Its product is annotated as phytoene synthase 2, chloroplastic-like. The transcript has 6 exons. Bases 233 to 1537 code for a protein of 434 amino acids. Gene Ontology annotation, biological process: carotenoid biosynthetic process. The record is from RefSeq and is a predicted model, not a curated record. Lineage: Eukaryota; Viridiplantae; Streptophyta; Magnoliopsida; Proteales; Proteaceae. Gene Ontology annotation, molecular function: geranylgeranyl diphosphate synthase activity.